AUGGGUAGUAAACACGAGAAGUUACAGAAAGAUAUGAACACUUUUGUCAAUUUCUUAAAAAUGAAUAGAAUUAAAUGUAACAUGGAAAAGACCAAAAUGAUUUAUACAGAUACAAGAACAAGUCUUAAAAGAAACCUCACUUUUAAGUUAUUAGGAACUGACCUACAUGUUUUAAAUUACAAAGAUUCUUUGAGAUAUCUAGAAUGUUACUUCUCCAGUUUCAACUCUUCUUUAGCUACAAUAAAUCAACUAAUUUCAGACACAUCAGAAAUUUCCAAAGCCAUUAUUCAAACGAAAGGAUGGAACAGACCAAUAGCUAAACAAGUUGCCCAAUGGAUCAUACCUGCAAAAGUGAAAUAUGCCUUUCAUAUUUCUUUUCUCAAUAAAACCAAUCUCUCUAUCAUGCAGAACCUAAAAGAAACAUCUUCUGCCAUUCCUUGCCCUGAAAAUCUCUUCUUUGCCUUUAUAGAAAACCUCUCUCUUAAAAUUGUUAAAAAAGUUGCUUACAAAUCUGAAACGGCAAUUACAGGCCACCUUUACUAUAGAAAUAACAACAUUAUUACACAAUCAGACACUGAAAUUUCUAUUCCCCCUCAAACUAAAACAUUAUCAAUCUGGGUUAAACGCAAAGGCAAAUUAACAAUUCUCAAUCCAAUUAACGAAAUAAUUAACAUACUUAUAGAUACAAUUCCCUUACCAAUCCCUUCAAUACUAAUUCCAAAUUAUCCGACAUCUCUCUUCUCCUCUCCCAUAUGGACUGUAACAAUCUCUUCUCACAUAAUAAAUAUUAUAGGAACCUUUAUAGAACACUUCAAACCCAUCGAAGACAAAUCUCUAGCUUUUCUUUUAGCACUUAAAUAUAUUUACACCAAUGUCCAACCUAAUGCAACCUUAUCUAUAACCCUUCCAGAGACCCCUAACCUUACGACCCCCUCAUAUAUUAAUAGACGAAUCAAACAAACUUAUAGCCAAUACAAGUCUGAUAUCACAUACCUUAUUAAACAUAAAAAUCUCAACAUUACCUUCAACCAACAGAAAGUAACAGCCCUCUCAAGUAAUACUACUAAGACUCUUGAUUGGAAGCACCCAACCUUUUCAACAACCCCUUCUAUUUCUAAUAUUCCCUUCUCUAAUGCCGUUACUUGGAUAAAGACCAUAAUCAAAACUAAAAGACAACUACAUGUUAGAUCACUCAAAUCUUGGAUAGACAGACCUCUAUAUAAAUUGGACUCAAUUAUUGUUGAGCAACACAAGCAACUAAUCACAAAUGAAAAAUUUAAACUUUCAGCUAUACUUACUUUUAGAAUAAAUAUUCUCUGUCGCAACCUUCCAACCAGAGUAAAAUUGAAUACUCGAUACCCCCAGGUCUAUCCUAGCAGCACAUGCCUCCAUUGCAAUUCUACCUCUGAAUCCUUUGAACAUAUAUUCUCCUGUCUGUCAAACUUUUCAAUAAUCAAGGAAAAAAGCAAAAGCAUCAUUAAGCUUAUCCUAGAACUUAUUAACAAAAGUGAUAGCAUUCAAUCCAAGACUGACCUCAAUGAUAUAAUAAGUAACCUUUUAAUCUCUGGACCCCUCCUACUAAACUGGGCAAUAGGUAUUAUAUCUCCAAUCCCAGAUCUUUCAGUAAAGCACAAAGGCACAAUUGCAGCAAAGGUUUUAAAGAUUAUUUUCAAAUACAUCUGGAUCUCCAGAUCAGCAACUGCUAAUACCUCCCCUGUAACAGGGAUAUACUAG
This is a messenger RNA of Acaulospora colombiana, 1734 nucleotides long. The record is from the annotation of a GenBank genome assembly. NCBI's taxonomy places the organism in Eukaryota, Fungi, Glomeromycota, Glomeromycetes, Diversisporales, Acaulosporaceae.